AUGCAAAAGUACGCAAUAUUAGGAAAGAAAGGAGAAGGGACGUUUAGUGAAGUUCUCAAGGCGCAAGACGUAGAAACGAAGGCAUAUGUAGCGAUCAAGUGCAUGAGAAAACCCUUUCAGUCGAAGGAGCAGGUGAAUCGCCUUCGCGAAAUUCAAGCCGUCCGGCGCCUGCAACCCCAUCCGAACAUCGUGCCGCUUAUCGAAGUGAUGUUUGACAAAACCACAGGCCGUCUGGCACUGGUAUUUGAAUUGAUGGACAUGAACCUAUAUGAAUUCAUUCGGGGGCGCAGGCACCAAUUAGACGAACAUUGUGUCAUGACCCUCAUGUACCAACUGUUCAAAGCACUCGACCACGCCCAUCGCAAAGGCAUCUUUCAUAGGGACAUAAAGCCCGAGAAUAUCCUGUUGCGCGAGGAUGGCACACUUAAACUAGCGGACUUCGGUUCCUGUCGGGGUUUACAUGUCUCGCAACCGUUAACGGAGUAUGUCUCGACCCGUUGGUAUAGAGCGCCGGAGUGCCUCCUUACGAGUGGAUAUUACACCCACAAAAUGGAUCUUUGGGCGGCGGGCUGCGUGUUUUUUGAGAUCAUCGCUCUGACUCCACUGUUCCCAGGAACGACCGAAAUGGACCAAAUCCAUAAGAUCCACGAUGUGCUUGGGACGCCGCCGGUGGAUGUGUUGAAUACAUUAAAGAAGUUCGGAGCCCCGAUAAACUUCCAGUUUUCCGAGAAGAAGGGAACAGGUGUAGCCCGACUGCUGCCGGAGGGCACUUCCAAGGAGGCGAUUGAUCUCAUUGGUCGGUUACUGCAGUAUGACGAAAAGGAGCGUGUAACGGCAAAGGAGGCUCUGCGGCAUCCGUAUUUCAAGCCUUUGAGAGGAAAGGAACGACAGGAGCGUCACCGAGCGAUGGAGUACUCCACGGAGAAAGCAAAAACGUUGGAGGUGGACAGCGUUCUCCCGUGCCUUACGAGGGUUGUAGUAUCGAAGCGGGGACCGAUGACCACAGAGAAUAGACCGCACGUUAGGUUGGAGGACCUCUCCAAUGCGAAUGGGCGUAUAUCCGCUCAGUCCGUUCUGCCCAAACUUCAAGGGUGA
Molecule: messenger RNA, 1095 nt
Organism: Trypanosoma brucei brucei TREU927
Lineage: Eukaryota; Euglenozoa; Kinetoplastea; Trypanosomatida; Trypanosomatidae
Product: protein kinase, putative
Exons: 1
Coding region: 1-1095 (364 amino acids)
Biological process (GO): protein phosphorylation; intracellular signal transduction
Cellular component (GO): nucleus; cytoplasm
Molecular function (GO): protein serine/threonine kinase activity; ATP binding
Source: RefSeq, a predicted model, not a curated record